Hyaloscypha bicolor E is the source of this 888-nucleotide messenger RNA. RefSeq lists its product as uncharacterized. The transcript has a single exon. Bases 1 to 888 code for a protein of 295 amino acids. NCBI's taxonomy places the organism in Eukaryota, Fungi, Ascomycota, Leotiomycetes, Helotiales, Hyaloscyphaceae. The record is from RefSeq and is a predicted model, not a curated record.
AUGUUUAGCACAUUCUCACCGCAUGCUCACGCAUUCACAAACUACUCACCGCAUGUCCCGUCACCUCUUUCCUCUUCUCCACUGCGCAACUCGCCAUCCCCGCUCUCGCCCCGCGAUGUUAAUCUGCCUGCGCGUGAUCCUGAGGAGAUGAUGUCGAGUCCGACGCCCGCGUCAAAGACAAAGCCCAAUCCAAAAUCGAAAUACAGCCCCGAUGUCGAAUUCAGCGAGACACCAUCGUCAAUGAAAACUGCACUCCCAUCACCACCGCCCUCACGCGGCAGAGCAUCAGGUAGUUCUAGAGAGAGCGUGUACAGCAAGCGUGUCACGAAGGCCAAUCCGCUCAUGAGCCGCAAUGCGGAUGAAGGUCGAGAGGCGAGGAGAAAAUUGUUCUUGAAGAAGGUGAGGGAGGGAAGUGAGGAGCAGAGAUGGCGGGAGAGGAAUGGAGGGUUGGGCGCCGGGGACGAUGAGGUGUUGAGGGUUAUUUGGGUUGCGGAGGAAAGGAGACGGGAGGAAGAGAGACGAAGGGAGGCGAAUGUUUUGGGGGUUGGGGUAGGGGAACUGGAGGAGGAGAUUGUGGAUGGGGAGGGGGCCAGCUUUGAGGAUGAGCUUAUGGUUGAGGUGGUUGCGAUGGAGGAGGAGGAGGAGUUGGAGGCGUUGUUGGGGAGUUUGAGUCAGGAUGAUGCGGUGAAUUCGAUGCUUUGUGAUGAUCAGACGAUGCAGUCACAUCGGAAUGAACAAACUCAGGACACGCCGUAUGGAAGUGAUGAUGAGGAGUAUGAUCAUAUCUUCAUGGAUGUCAUUGAGGAGGAGAAUAGGAUGGCGAGUCAGCAACAGCAGCAAAUUCCCGGAUAUCUUGAUACGGAUUCUGAGAUGAUGGAUAUGAGCUAG